Oryzias latipes (Japanese medaka) is the source of this 2803-nucleotide messenger RNA. It is a transcript of the gene slc25a1a, whose product is annotated as solute carrier family 25 member 1a. Gene Ontology annotation, biological process: mitochondrial citrate transmembrane transport. The record is from RefSeq and is a predicted model, not a curated record. Lineage: Eukaryota; Metazoa; Chordata; Actinopteri; Beloniformes; Adrianichthyidae. Gene Ontology annotation, molecular function: citrate secondary active transmembrane transporter activity. Gene Ontology annotation, cellular component: mitochondrion.
CUCCGAUCACCUGAUCUGAGCCGCCACAUUGCUGCCCCGCCCCCUCGUGUUGUUUAGUCCUGCUUUGUCUGCGUCUGACCGUCACCCCCCCUAUAAAAUCCGACCCAGACGGUCACGAUCAUGUCCUCGUUGCUGAGCCCCUUCUCCGUCCGCGAGGGACCCUGCGACCGGAGGCUGGGCCCAAGCGCCGCGCGCCAUCAGCGCGCCGCCGCGCCGGGGCCGGCCUCUCCGGCGGCGCACCACAGCUCAGGCGCGGCGAGGAGGAGGCUGGCAGCCGCUGCGGUGGGAGGACGGAAAGUCACGCAUCCCGGAAAGGCUAUCCUUGCAGGUGGAAUAGCAGGAGGAAUAGAAAUAUGCAUCACCUUUCCCACAGAGUAUGUGAAGACUCAGUUGCAGCUGGAUGAGAGAGCCAACCCGCCUCGAUACAGAGGGAUCGGGGACUGUGUGAAGCUGACAGUGCAAGAUCACGGCCUCAGAGGGUUGUACCGCGGUCUCAGCUCCCUCCUCUUUGGGUCAAUACCCAAAUCUGCUGUCAGGUUUGGCACAUUUGAGAUACUUAGCAACCCAAUGCGGGACGCCACAGGCCGGUUAGACAACACACGGAGCCUCCUGUGUGGUUUAGGAGCGGGGAUAGCUGAGGCUAUUCUGAUCGUCUGUCCAAUGGAGACUCUAAAGGUAAAGCUGAUCCACGACCAGUGCUCCCUCCGGCCUCGCUACCGAGGCUUCUUUCAUGGCGUCAGCGAGAUCAUCAGAGAACAGGGUUUGAGGGGAACGUAUCAGGGUUUGACGCCAACUUUGCUUAAACAAGGAAGCAAUCAGGCAAUCAGGUUCUAUGUAAUGAACUCGCUUAGGAACUGGUACAAAGGUGAUGAUCCCAGAAAGGAAAUGCAUCCGAUUGUCACAGCGAUGUUUGGAGCGACAGCAGGAGCAGCCAGUGUUUUUGGAAAUACGCCUUUAGAUGUGGUGAAGACCAGGAUGCAGGGUUUGGAUGCCUAUCGCUACAAAAACACAAUGGACUGUGCGUUCCAGAUCCUGAAACACGAAGGACUGCAGGCGUUCUACAAAGGCACAGUUCCCAGACUCGGUCGCGUCUGCUUGGACGUCGCCAUAGUCUUUGUCAUUUACGAGGAGGUGGUCAAGUUACUCAACAAUGUGUGGGAGACGCAGUAGUAGCACCCAAAAACAGAGCACGAACCAGUGCCUCGUGUUAUGCACAACUCAACACCUCGAAUCCAGUUUGUAAAGUGAUCUUCAUCAUUGCCAUAAGCUGAUGUCUCAUUGUGACCGACAACUGGGUUUAAAACUCAAUUUACUGUACGUCGAAUUCAUCUUUGCCUAAAAAGCAACAUCGAUUAAUUCAUUUUAUGAAUCAGUUUUCUGUUAAAGUAUUUUUAGAGAAAAACAAAAUCAGCUUUCUGUUAGUUUUUAGUUAAAAGGUCUGGGGAAAAUGUCACAUUUCAUAAUCUUAACCUGAGCUAUGAAAAAAAACGCUUGAAUAACUAAAUAAAAUUGGUUUUGAAUAGAAUAUUUAGAACUUAAUUGAUGUUGAAUCAAAACGCUAAUCAGAAACGAACCCAUUUAGCAUUUUGGCGAUGAUACUCUGCCCGACUGAACAUCCACACAAAAAAGUUCAAGUUCUUUAAAGUCAGUGAUAGAAGUGCUAAAAGGCUCCCAUUUCCUUUUUCUCAAGUUUUACAACCUACCUUAAGACAAACAUAAAUCAAAAUGGCAAGACUGGUUCAAAAGGAUUUUUUUUCUGUAUUUUUGUUUUUAUGUAGCACUUUUAUACCAUUCAUGUUGUUGGCUAACCUUCUACUGAAACCAUGAAUGUGUCUUGAUUCACUGAGUACUUACUAGACUGUGCAAAGAAAAGACAAACUCCGCCCAUCAGGUCUUCUACAGAGCUGUGACACACAAACGCUUGUGUGGCUUUGCUUGUGGCAUUAACCCACUAAAACAUGGCCUCUUUUUGCUGUCGUCUGAUAGUAUUGUGGUCGUCCCACCUAUACAACUCGGGAACUUGAUCGUCCAAACUAUUUGAAAAAACAAUUCUAACAUUUUUAAUGAGUUUGUAAUCUUUUGGAUACAAGUAACGUAAUCUCAUAAUUGUCUUUGUUUUAGCCUGAUGGUCGGAUGAAAAGAAGGUAGAUGAAAGGUGGACAGUUUCUAAAACGGAGGAACGGGAGGCACUAGAAUAAUAUACGAGAAGUGCUGAUAGGAAUUAUGGGUAAAUUGGUCCGUUUAGUAUACGAGUGAAGAAAAACAAAAAAAGUCAGUAGGUAGGCAGGAGAAGUGAAUGAGAGGAGGGAUGGUGGGGGUCUAGAGAAUGAAGACGGGGCUAAAUGGUUUAUCCGGCUUUAAAUAGACGGGUCAGGUUGAUGGUCGUCGGGUGGUUUAAGGCGGGGUUUUGCUCCCGCAGGCUGUCCUCUAAUGACGAAAGCUUCAUCCUUGUGAAGUCGUGUUUGUGUUCAGACCACAUGCAGCGAUCUGCAUCAGAGUCGUGCGGAAAAAAUGGUCUCAGUUUGAGUGGAUCUUCUAACUCUGCAGCCUUUCAGUUUUUCACACCAAAAACCAAACCAUCAGCUCCUAACGCACAUAACCGCCAUCCACCUGCACCUUUAGAAAGAGCUUAUAGGACCGCUGGAAAAGUUCCUGUUGGGCUGACUGUUUCUUUGUGUGAAAGAAAAACCAAAACAUGCGACGCGCUUGAAAUUUCAUGUAUGAUGAAAUACUUGUGAAUAUUGGAUCGGUGUGGUUGUGUUGAGAUAUUGUCUGCAAAAUAAAAAAAAUUGUACGCUGUUUA